AAGUGCUGGGAUUACAUGUAUGAGCCACCAUGACUGGCAUAGGCAUUUUUAUUUAAAGAGACUUUUUGGGUAGAAAUGCUUUUCUCUGUUACAGUUAUAAAUGACUAAAAAUACUAGCCAGGCCAAAAUGGCAACCAGAGGCCUACUGCAAAGCUUCAAAAGGCUUGAUGCUCUCUUAAUAGACGAAUGUUCAGUGUUUUAAAUGUUUUUUUUAAUAUGUUGACAUUGAAAUUUCAUUUCGUGUAGAUGUCGGGAUUAUGUCUCAUUCAUUUAUUUAUUCAUCAUUCACUUAGUAAGUAUUUAAGUGCCUAUUUUUACCAGAUGCUCAGGUUCUGGGGAUAUAAAGAUAAGCAGACAUAGGCCCUCUGCCCUAAAGUUAGUGGGAGAAACAGAUAGUAAACCAAAGAUUUUAAUACUGUGAGAUUAACUGACUUAGUUGUAGUAUAUAGAAAGAGACACAGGGCCUGCAGCAAGAGCCUGGGUGAAGACUCAGUGAAGCACUACCUACUGAAAGGAGAAUCUUUAUUUCCACCAUGUAAAAAAGACAUUGCCAGGGAACAUCAAGUAAACAGACAAAUGCUCAGAUAAGCUUUUAGAUCAUAUGAGAUUGAAAUAAUUUGAUUCAGUAAAUCCGGGAAACUUUUGUUUUCAAAUGAAGUAAGGAAGCAACUAGGUAGAAAUUAUAAAUCCUAUUUUGAAUUGCCUUUUGCUUAUACUUAAUGUAGUUUAAGCCAUCAGUGUAUUAUACCUUUCUGCUGUCUACUCAAAUUGCUGUCUACUCAACAGCAAUUUUCUGUUUGCCUGCUAUUUGGGUCAGUCAUGGAUGGUCCCAUGUUAUGAGAAACAUGUAAAGGUGAGAUAGAUUCAGCUCCUUUUCUUGAGAAGAUUAUUCCAUAUAAGGAACUAAUUUGCUGAAUGGGCCCACAGUUAGCCUGAAUAAAAUCUCUAAAUCAUGGUCUACACAGCAGUUAUAAGGAACUCUGGCUUCUCAAGUGUCAAUGAAGGCCAGCUGGGGUACCUGGAUUCCCAUCUCCAUCUGGCCAUAAUGUUAAGGUAACCUCAUUCACCAUGUUAGACUGGUGUUGGAGAAAGCCAGCCAAAACAGAAAGCUUAAGUAAGGUUCAGAAUCUCAUAAACUGAAAAUAUUCAGACUUCAAUAAAAGAUAAUCACACCAGGAACCAGGAAGAUCUUGAGUUGAAUGAAAAAGACAAUCAAUAGAGACCAACACUGAGAUGACAAAGAUGUUGGAAUAAGCCCACAAAGACUUUUAAAGUUGCUAUGAGAAAAAUGCUUCAGUGAGCAAAUAUGAAUACACUUGAAACAAAUGAAAAAUUAACCCUGAGCAAACAGGAGAUAUAAAGAAGAACCAAACGAAAAUUGUAGAAUUGAAAAUUACAAUAACCAAAAUAAGAAGCUCAGCAGAUAAGCUCAACAGUAGAAUGGAGAAGAUGGAGGAAAUAAUCCAUGAGCUGGAAGAUAGAAUGAUAGAAAUGACCCAAUCUGAAAAAAAUGAGAAAACAGACUGAGGGCAGGAGGAGGGGGAGAAGAACAGAGGCCUACGGGCUAUAAUAAUAUUCAUGUAAUCAGAAUCCCAGAAGGACGAGAGAAACAGGCAGGACUAAAAAAAAAAAAAAACCUGAAAAAACAUUGGCUGAAAACAGAGUAAUCCUUGUAGUGGUGUUAAUAUCCUGUAUCUUGAUGGCACCAAUGUCAAAUCUUGGUUGUGAUAAUGUACCUUAAACUAUUAACAAUAAUUCCUAGAUCUCACUAAAUACGUAGUGUUUCGUGUUUUCCUGAUUAGACCACGUGGUGUGAAGUCGGUUUCUUCACCUCAGAAUCCAAACCAGGUCCACCUGUGGCACCUUCGCCCUUCGGUGGGAGCGUGUAAGACGCUAGACGCGUAGCUAAAAACCAUUCCUCUCUUACGUUGUCGCCCUCAAUCUUACAGGUAAAUGGCAAAUUCUCUUUGCUAUUAAUGUACAUGCCUCGAUGAAAGUCCAGAAUGACGGCGGGGGCCUUGGCGGUUGAAGGCCCGUCGGCCCGCCGGGGCCGCGAGGGGAGGGCGAGGGCCAGGUUCUAGGCUUCAUCACCGCGUUUCCGUUUGCUGUGAAAUCAAAUGGCGCCUUCCCUUUCCCCGGACGUCCGCGUCGCGGUCCAGCUGGCUUUGGGGUCGCAACCCGGGGCCUGUGUGGCGCAUGCGCCCCCGAUAAGCGGGCCCAAGGGCUCCUUCAUUCGCAGCAGCACCAGGACGCGGCCGCUGGGGAGCCACACCCAGACGGAGCCGCGGGGCCUGCGACUACCCCCGGAGCUGGCCUGAGGGAUUCUUCUGUCCAUGGCUGCCACCAAAACUUCGAGUUAUGAUCAACAUUUCAGGCCAGAAAAAUUAAGAGAAUGGCCAGAGCCUGAGUCCGUUUCUUUAAUGGAGGUAUUAGCUAGAGAAGACAUUGAUGAAGCAGUACAUGCAAUAUUAUUUAGAGAAAAUUCUGUUGUGAAGAGAUUGGAUACAUAUUUUCAGAAUCUGGAUACUUCUAAGGAAAGAAGAAAAGAGAUGUUACAUAAAAAAUGGGUUGAAAAUGUUGCAGAGCCUCUUCAGCAGAGAACUAUGGAAAAAGUAAUUUCAUAUAAAGGGCUGGAGAAAAUGAAACAAGAGAAUGUUGAAUAUUAUUUGCAGCACAGUCAUAAAAUGGUUACAGUCCCACCAUUUUUUGAUCCUGUGUUUCAAAGACAGCAAGACAUGGAUGAAGAGAAGAGAACUGGUCUAUGGUGUGAGACAGGAAAAGACCAUUCCAUAAAAGAACUUAAAGAAAUAGAGAAGUCCAGGCCGCCUGCCAGCCCGCUCCGCUUCACUUUCGCUUUACACAGUGUAAUUCUGAAGGAGCGGCAGAAAGCCUCUGCAACAGUCAGGAGUAAAACUUGCGGUAAAUGCAGUCCUGAAAAGCUGAUCUGUGCAGAAAAGAAACACAAAAGAAAAGAGAAAAAGACAACCGACCUAAGUCAGGCUGAGUUUGAAAAGCAGUUCCUUUCCUCAGAGCUCAGCCAGAAGAACAAAGUGGGUGACAGGAAGGGUCUGGUUUUAGGAACCAGACAGCAGAGACCCCACUCCUGGGCUGCUGGGGACAGCCAACAACACAGGGGUCCCCAGCCUAUGGGAAGAAGAGUGAUGACAGCUGAGGUCCUGGGGCAGCACCUGGCCUCCCUGCAGAAGGCAGCCGGGCUGGGCCACCCUUGGUACUGAAACUAAGUGGACUUGACUUGGCAGUGUCUGUACCACAGUUGAAAUACUCUAAACACACUUUCUCGAGAAGUGGAAAUAAAUUGCAAGGAAUAUCCGAAUCA
Messenger RNA from Sapajus apella (tufted capuchin), 3337 nucleotides. RefSeq names its product family with sequence similarity 228 member A (gene FAM228A). The record is from RefSeq and is a predicted model, not a curated record. NCBI's taxonomy places the organism in Eukaryota, Metazoa, Chordata, Mammalia, Primates, Cebidae. Bases 2334 to 3236 code for a protein of 300 amino acids. The transcript is spliced from 8 exons.